This is a messenger RNA of Nestor notabilis (Kea), 1383 nucleotides long. Its product is annotated as NADP-dependent malic enzyme, mitochondrial-like. The transcript is spliced from 10 exons. Gene Ontology annotation, biological process: pyruvate metabolic process; malate metabolic process. Gene Ontology annotation, cellular component: mitochondrion. NCBI's taxonomy places the organism in Eukaryota, Metazoa, Chordata, Aves, Psittaciformes, Psittacidae. Gene Ontology annotation, molecular function: malate dehydrogenase (decarboxylating) (NADP+) activity; malate dehydrogenase (decarboxylating) (NAD+) activity; NAD binding. The annotation marks the transcript as partial. The record is from RefSeq and is a predicted model, not a curated record.
GCUAUUGUGGUGACAGAUGGAGAGAGGAUUCUUGGUUUAGGAGAUCUAGGAAGUUACGGGAUGGGUAUUCCAGUCGGGAAGCUUGCUUUGUACACAGCUUGUGGCGGAGUUCACCCACAACAGUGUCUCCCUGUCCUGCUGGAUGUUGGCACAGACAAUGAGGCUCUCCUGAGUGAUCCACUCUAUAUUGGACUGAAACACAAGAGGGUUCGUGGGAAACAGUACGACGAACUGAUUGAUGAGUUUAUGCAGGCAGUGACCAACAAGUAUGGCAUGAACUGUCUCAUCCAGUUUGAAGAUUUUGCCAAUGCUAACGCUUUUCGUCUCCUCAGUAAAUACCGCAACAGAUACUGUGUGUUCAAUGAUGAUAUCCAGGGCACUGCGUCUGUUGCAGUCGCUGGCAUCUUUGCAGCCUUAAGGAUCACAAAGAACAAGCUCUCUGACCACAAGUUUGUUUUCCAGGGAGCUGGAGAGGCUGCAACGGGCAUAGCUUACCUCCUGCUCAUGGCCAUGGAAAAGGAAGGAAUUCCACGAGAGGAUGCCAUCAGAAAAAUCUGGAUGGUGGACUCCAAGGGACUGAUUGUCAAGGGCAGGAGCCACCUGAACCAUGAGAAAGAAAUGUUUGCUCAGGACCACCCCAGUGUGAACACACUGGAAGAGGUUGUGCAGAAAGUGAAGCCUACAGCAAUUAUAGGUGCUGCAGCCGUUGCAGGAGCCUUCACUGAGAAGCUGCUGAAGGACAUGGCAGCCUUCAAUGAGAGGCCCAUUGUGUUUGCCCUGAGCAACCCCACCAGCAAAGCAGAGUGCACAGCAGAGCAGUGCUACCGCCUCACCGAGGGACGGGGGAUAUUUGCAAGUGGGAGUCCAUUCUCCAAGGUGACCCUGCCCAAUGGACAGACCUUCUUCCCUGGCCAAGGAAACAACGCCUAUGUCUUCCCAGGAGUGGCACUGGGAGUCACUGCCUGCGGCAUCCGGCACAUCUCUGACGAGAUCUUCCUCAUCACAGCAGAGUCUAUUGCUGCCGAGGUGACAGAGCAGAAUCUUGCAGAAGGAAGACUCUAUCCCCCCUUGGACACCAUCAGAGAGGUGUCUCUCAAAAUCGCUGUGAAAAUUGUGGACUGGGCCUACAAGCAUGGUCUUGCUUCUUGGUACCCGGAGCCAGCAGACAAGGAAGCCUUUGUGAAACAGCUCGUGUACAGUCCUGAAUACGAUUCCUUUGUGGGGGAUGAGUACAGGUGGCCCCCCGCAGCCAUGCAGACACAAGACAUCUAAGCUUUUGUGAUAACUCUUGUCUCAUUUUUGCCAUCAGUUCUCAUGGUUCAUAUCAUUGUUGAUACAAAUGCACCUCCAGGCUUGCAGAAUGAUAAAAGUAAAUGAAUCCAA